AUGCCUAUCUCGUCCUCCUCCGGCAUGUAUCAGCAAGGGCCCACUUGCUUCGACAAAAUGAAAAUGGGCUUCACUAUUGGUUUUUGUGUCGGUUUGGCCAGUGGUGCUCUAUUUGGAGGAUUUUCUGCCUUGAGGUAUGGAAUGAGAGGACGUGAACUUGUAAAUAAUGUUGGAAAAGUCAUGCUUCAAGGUGGUGGCACUUUCGGAACAUUCAUGGCUAUUGGAACUGGCAUUCGAUGUUGAAGCUUUGUUACACCAGCCCAAAUCUUUUGUAGUUCUUACACAAAUUAUAUAUAUAUGUAAUCAUGAACGAAUGAGGUGUCAAAUACUAAAUAUUUAGAUGUAAAUAAAAAUCUGUUUAAGCGACGAAGGGUUUAAUUUAUCAGUUUUACGUGUUUUAUUCAGCUCUACAUGCAUCAUUUCAUACCUGUCAUAUUU
Ctenocephalides felis (cat flea) is the source of this 438-nucleotide messenger RNA. Its product is annotated as reactive oxygen species modulator 1-like. Bases 1 to 243 code for a protein of 80 amino acids. Gene Ontology annotation, biological process: protein import into mitochondrial matrix; protein insertion into mitochondrial inner membrane. Gene Ontology annotation, cellular component: TIM23 mitochondrial import inner membrane translocase complex. NCBI's taxonomy places the organism in Eukaryota, Metazoa, Arthropoda, Insecta, Siphonaptera, Pulicidae. The record is from RefSeq and is a predicted model, not a curated record. The transcript has a single exon.